AACGCUGAUGAGAGCGGUCGGCUCCGUGUGUCAGGACAUGGGCUGAUCAGUGGCAGGGGCUGAGGGGGACUGUAUCCUCAUGCAUGUGAUGUGACCUAGGAGCGUAUGGGUCUUCAGGCCUCUCUACCCUGUCUUUCUCCAGAGGCUGUAACACAGCCCUCAGGAUUUUAGCUCUGAAGCUUAUGGGUUCAAAUCCUGCGGAGUGCCCCAAGCAGGGUCUUGUAGCUAGUCCAGUGUGUUUGUGAGGGGAAGUGGCAGGACCACCGGGCCCGUGCUAGUCCUGGGGUCAGCGAAGUGGGUGCCGCAUGAGACCCCGGGUUCCCAGCUGCACUUCUCCGCUCAGCCUGUGCAUCUCGCUCUCUUCCAGGCUCCCUUCGCGGCACCGUGCCCCAGGAUGAGCGCUCUGGAUGGAGAGCAGUGCAAUCCUGCUCAUGUCCUGUUCGACACCUUUCUGCAUGCCAACGAGUGCGAGGAGGUGCUGGGCAGCUUCCGGGCGCUAUGUGGGCACUUGGGCCUGGAGCACACGGGGCAGCUGUGCUUCUACCACAAGCUGAAAGCCUGCCUCAACUACUGGAGUGCCAAGGCCCUGUGGAGCAAGCUGGACAAGAAGGCUGGGCACAAGGACUACGACCAGGGCAGGGCAUGUGCCAACACCAAGUGCCUGAUCAUUGGGGCAGGUCCCUGCGGGCUCCGCACAGCCAUUGAACUGGCCUUCCUGGGAGCCCAGGUUGUGGUGGUGGAGAAGAGAGACUCCUUUUCACGCAACAAUGUGCUGCACCUCUGGCCUUUCACCAUCCAUGACCUGCGGGCACUGGGCGCCAAGAAAUUCUAUGGGCGCUUCUGCACCGGCUCCUUGGACCACAUCAGUAUUCGCCAGCUCCAGCUCAUCCUCCUCAAGGUUGCCUUGCUCCUCGGUGUCGAGAUCCAUACCAGCGUGGAGUUCAAGGGGUUCCUGCCCCCGGCGGCGAAGGCCAGCGGCAGGGCAGGCAGUGGCUGGAGGGCCACGCUGCGGCCAAACUCCUCUCCUGUGGGGCAGUAUGUGUUUGAUGUUCUCAUCUCUGCAGGAGGUGGCAAAUUUGUGCCUGAAGGGUUCAAGCGAAAGGAAACUCGUGGCAAGCUGGCAAUUGGCAUCACCACCAACUUUGUCAAUCACCACAGCAGGGCUGAGGUGGAGGUGCCCGAGAUCAGUGGUGUUGCCCGCAUCUACAAGCAGCAGUUCUUCCAGAACCUCUACAAGAAAACAGGGAUUGACUUGGAAAACAUUGUCUACUACAAAGAUGAUACCCACUAUUUUGUCAUGACGGCCAAAAAACAGAGUCUGCUAAAGAUGGGAGUCAUUUUAGAGGACAAGUUGGACACGGAGAGCCUGCUGUCUUCCGAGAACGUGAACCGCGAAGCCCUCCUCAGCUACGCCAAGGAAGCAGCCAGCUUCUCCACCAACUACCAGCUGCCCAAAAUGGAGUUUGCACUAAACCACCAGAACCUGCCCGAUGUCGACAUGUUCGACUUCACCUGCAUGAGCCGCUCCGAGAACGCCGCCCUGGUGUACGAGCACGGUGGGGCCCGGCUGCUCAUCGGGCUGGUGGGAGACUGCCUAGUGGAGCCAUUCUGGCCACUGGGCACCGGUGUGGCCAGGGGCUUCUUAGCUGCCUUUGACGCUGCCUGGAUGGUGAAGAGAUGGGCAGCGGGGACCCCUCCACUGGAGGUGCUAGCUGAGAGGGAAAGCAUAUACCAGCACCUGUCCCAGACGUCCGCCGACAACACCAACAAGAACAUCAGCCAGUACAGCAUUGACCCUACCACACGCUACCCCAACAUCAAUCUCAACUCCAUAAAGCCCAACCAGGUGCGUGACCAGUACCUCACGGGAAUGGUGGAGCACGAUCAUAAGAAGAGAGACAAUCGCAUCAGCACAGACUCCAGCAGGGGCUACGAGGAGCUGCUGCACUGGUGUCAGGCGCACACAGCCGGCUACCAUGGCGUGGCUGUGACAGACUUCAUGCACUCCUGGGAGAGCGGGCUGGCCCUGUGCGCCCUCAUCCCUCACUUCCGUCCUGACCUGCUAGAUUUUGACUCCCUAGCUCAGAAUGACCCCAUUGGGAAUAACCAGAUGGCCCUGGACCUGGCCGAGCAGGAGCUGGGCAUCUCGCCUGUCCUCUCCAGCACUGAAAUGGCCUCAAUGUCUGAGCCUGACCAGCUUGGCCUCAUCGCCUACCUGAGCCAGGUCUUCGAUGCCUUCGAGGUGCCUCCAGAACCGGAGGAGCGGGUGAGGAAGCCGCUGACACCGCGCGGCACCAGGGGAGCCAUCCUGUUCCUCAGCAAGCUCCAGAAGAGUCUGAGUCUGACACGCAAGCGUGCCCAGGACCGCUCCCAGCAGGAUGCUGAGACCAAGAAGGCAAAGAAGGAAGCAACGCUGGACUCAAGUUUGGAAGGUGACUCCUCUGUUGUUGACUUUGGCCAGGGGAGUCAUGAGCAGCCUCAAACCCCGGAGACCGAGGUCCCCAAGUCCCCCACGGUGCAGAGGCAGAGCUCGGCCGUGUCCCCCGCAGAGAGCAGCGAUGCCUGCUACUUCUGCGGUCAGCGGGUGUACAUCCUGGAGAGGGUCAGCGCCGAGGGGCACUUCUUCCACCGAGGCUGCUUCCAGUGCUGGCACUGUGGUGCCACGCUGCGCCUGGGCGACUUUGCCUUCAAUGAGGAGGAUGGACACUUCUACUGCCUGCUGCACUACAACCCCCACAGCCUGGACGUGCUGCCACCCACAGAUCCGUCCCGGAGCAUCCAACACCGUGCUGCCUUGGACCCUGGCAGCCCAGGCUUGGCCUCCGAGGAAACAAGAAUGGAAAGUAAUUCUGAUCUGCCAGGUCCUCCAGGCAGCCCGGGCUCCCUCUCGAAUCAAGUGACAGCAGAUCACCCUGCAGAGCCAUGGGAAGGGGCUGGAGAAGACCAGGUGGCCAUCAGCCCCUACGGUGAGAAUGGGAUUUUGAGCAGUGUGGAUGAGCAGGAAGCCCAAGAGAUGCUGGAGGAGAUUGCAGGGGACACCGUGCCCUCUGGGGUGGGAGCCGGGGUCCUGCCAGAGGAGCCUGGGCCUGGAUUAGGAGACAGCAGACCUCACCGGGAGGAACAAGGCAUCCACGAACACAGCCACCCGGGGACGCUGCUGCAGCCCGCCAGUCCAGAGCCUCUUCCUUUGGAAAAGGUGUCUGUGCCUGCAGAGUCCAGGGAGGACACAGAGCGGGAGGACGACGCUGGAAAGAGGAAGAAGAUUUUCUUGUCGGAUCUGGAGAAGCUCAGGCUGGCCACACUGAACCUGACUUCAGACGCUGAGACAGAGAUCCAGGGGGAGCCCCAGCCGCAGCAGCCCAGGCCAGGGCACAAAGCGGUGACCUUCUGGAGUGCCCCAGACAGGGGGAAGGUCGACUGGGGCCAGCACAGGUUCCCCGAGGAGGAGGAGGAGGAGGAAGACUUGCAGGAGACCGACAGCGAUGAGGAAGAGGAGGAGGAAGUGGCAGCAGCGGCGAGUGAGGAUGCUGUGUACUUAGCAGACGCCGAGAUUCUGGAAGUGAAGGAGAAGUACCCCACGUGGAGGAGAACGCUGACCCGUCGUGCCAAGGAGGCCCAGAUGAAGAGGUUCUGUAAAGCCCAGGCCAUCCAGAGGCGGCUGGAGGAGAUCGAGGUGACGUUCCGUGAGCUGGAGCAGCAGGGCAUCAAGCUGGAGCAGUCCCUGCGGGGUGAAGGAGGAACCCAGGCAGAGCUGAAGACCCAGUGGAUUAACCAGCUCCUCCAUUUGGUCCAGAAGAAGAACAACCUGGUUUCCGAGGAGUCGGACCUCAUGAUUGCGGUGCAGGAGCUGAAGCUGGAGGAAAAGCAGUGCCACCUGGACCAGGAGAUGCGGCGAUACAUGGACAUGGAUGAGGAGCUGAAGACACCCCAGGACCUGCAAGCCGAGAAGGAGAUCCUGGAGCAGUUCCUGGAGGUGGUGAAGAAGCGUGACAAGCUGAUCCAGGUGCAGGAGGAGAAGCGCCUCAGCGAGCUGGGCAGUGCGGACCUGGGCAUGGAGCGCAGGCCUGAGGCUUGAGGGCAUAGCCCAUCGCAUGCCACUGCUGAGGCCUU
Messenger RNA from Alligator sinensis (Chinese alligator), 4110 nucleotides. Its product is annotated as F-actin-monooxygenase MICAL1-like. The transcript is spliced from 24 exons. NCBI's taxonomy places the organism in Eukaryota, Metazoa, Chordata, Crocodylia, Alligatoridae. Bases 395 to 4075 code for a protein of 1226 amino acids. Gene Ontology annotation, molecular function: protein binding; FAD binding. The record is from RefSeq and is a predicted model, not a curated record.